Molecule: messenger RNA, 5473 nt
Organism: Branchiostoma belcheri (Belcher's lancelet)
Lineage: Eukaryota; Metazoa; Chordata; Leptocardii; Amphioxiformes; Branchiostomatidae
Product: clustered mitochondria protein homolog
Exons: 36
Coding region: 37-4407 (1456 amino acids)
Biological process (GO): intracellular distribution of mitochondria
Cellular component (GO): cytoplasm
Molecular function (GO): protein binding; mRNA binding
Source: RefSeq, a predicted model, not a curated record
GAGUUCACUCCAGUACAGUUGGUGCCUGCAUCCUGCAUGGAGCAGACAGAUAUGACCGGCGAUUCCGUGGUACGAAACGACAAUUCAGGCUCCCCUACUCCCGUCCAAGAAGAGGUGGGAGAUGAGGGAGGGAUCCAGAAAGUUGCCAAGCUCGUCGGUUCGGUAAAAAUCGAAGGUGCUGACAGCCAGCAGCCUGUUCCUGAACCGAACAGUGCCCCGCUCAUUCCAGAGUCCCAGCAGAAUGGACAUCAUGUCAACAACCACCACGACCAGAAUGGCAAGGAAGUUGCGAAGGCCGCGGAAGACGGCCUGGCGGCGGGAGAAGGGGGGAAGGUUACAGCCGAAGGGGAAAAGGCCGAGAAUUCGAAGGACGACCAGGAAGUCAUCGUGAUCCAGGACAUGGGCUUCAACAUCAAGGUCGUGGCUCCUGGGAUCGAACCAUUUGAGUUGCAGGUGAGUUCCCAGGAGAUGGUUCAGGAGAUCCACCAGGUGUUGAUGGACAGGGAGGACACCUGUCAUCGCACCUGCUUCUCCCUGCAGUUCGAGGGAAACGUCCUCGACAACUUUGCUGAGCUGAAGAACAUCGAGGGUCUGCAGGAAGGCUCUGUGCUGAAGGUGGUGGAAGAGCCGUACACAGUACGCGAGGCGAGAAUCCACAUGCGGCAUGUUCGGGACCUGCUGAAGUCUCUGGACCCGGCCGAUGCCUACAACGGCAUGGACUGUAGCUCCCUCUCCUUCCUCAACGUCAUCACGGAGGGCGACAUAGAAAUGAAGAAAAGAAAACGAAACGACAGUGACUCGGUGGACUGCACCCCACCAGACUAUGUGAUGCCUGGAGCAAAGGAUAGGCCAAUACUUCCACUCCAGCCUAUGUCAAAAGACCUCAAGUCCCCCCAGUGCCUGAAGGUUCUGACAGCCAGCGGUUGGAACCCUCCCCCAGGGAACAGGAAGAUGCACGGGGACCUCAUGUACCUGUCUGUGGUCACCGCAGAGGACAAACACUUCCACCUCACAGCCUCCACUAGGGGAUUCUUCGUCAACCAGUCCACUCAGGAGACGUUUAACCCCAAACCUGCCAGCCCCAAGUGUUCGGCUCACUCCCUCAUCGAACUGCUGAACCAGAUCAGCCCUGUCUUCAAGAGGAACUUUGCAACACUGCAGAAAAGAAGGGUGAACAGACAUCCCUUUGAGAGAAUAGCCACCCCCUUCCAGGUGUACAGUUGGACUGCUCCACAGAUGGACCACACCAUUGAUUCUGUCAGGGCAGAAGAUGCUUAUACAUCAAGGCUUGGAUAUGAAGAACACAUACCAGGACAGACCAGAGACUGGAACGAGGAACUGCAGACCACCAGGGAACUUUCUCGGAAGAACCUCCCCGAGAGACUCCUGAGGGAGCGCGCCAUCUUCAAGGUGCACAGCGACUUUGUUGCCGCGGCAACUCGAGGGGCGAUGGCGGUGAUUGACGGGAACGUGAUGGCCAUCAACCCGGGCGAGGAGGCCAAGAUGCAGAUGUUCAUCUGGAACAACAUUUUCUUCAGUCUGGGAUUUGAUGUGAAGGACCACUAUAAGGAGUAUGGUGGCGACUACGCUGCCUACAUCGCACCUAGUAAUGACUUGAAGGGAGUGCGAGCCUACAACGGUGUGGACAUCGAGGGUUUGUACACCCUCGGGACGGUGGUCAUAGACUACAGGGGGUACAGGGUCACUGCACAGUCUAUUAUACCAGGCAUCCUGGAAAGAGAGCAAGAACAGAGUGUUGUGUACGGCUCCAUCGAUUUCGGCAAAUCUGUAGUAACAAAUGACAAAUACCUAGAACUUCUGGAAAAAACGUCUAAACCUCUGAAGAUUUUACCACACAAAGUAAUUAAUGAUCAGAAUGAGGAAGUACAAAUCAUCUCAUCUGUUGAGUGCAAGGGCAUUGUGGGAAAUGACGGCAGGUAUUACGUGCUAGAUCUCCUACGGACGUUUCCACCGGAUGUCAACUUCCUUCCAAUGGAGGGGGAGGAGCUGAGUGAGGAGUGCAAGGUUCUAGGGUUUCCCCGGAAACACAAACACAGGCUGGCCUGCCUCAGACAGGAACUGGUGGAUGCCUUCGCAGAGAACCGGUAUCUCCUGUUCAUGAGGCACGCAGCUCUGCAACUCAUGAGCAUUCGGCAGAAGAAAGCAACCACAGUAGAAGAGGAACAGAAGAUCUCAAAAAGGCUUGUUGCUGCCGCCCAGGGCCUCAGAUCACCCGAUCUCCCCCCAAAAGAUGUGCACGAUCUAGACAAGAACGAGACAACUGAAGAAGACCCCAACAACCCUCCCCCCUCCUCCACCACCACCGAGUCAGACAGCCAGCAACCUUCCAGCGAAUCGAAAGAAAUCGAAACAAAAGAGAGUAGAGAAAGUGAUGGUAAGGAAGCCGCGAAAAACGACCCAAAGGCAAAGGUCUCUGGGUGCACAAGGGGCCAGGGUGCUAGUUCUAAGGACCCCAUUGACGCAGAAGCACAGGCUUUGGUAGAGUCGCUGGCAGAACAAGACUCAGGUUCACUGGAUGCCGCGAGUCGGGAAGUUAUCAACGCAGCGUGCCGUGCAAUUGGAUCUUUAAGUGACUCGGAGUUUGACGUCCGUUUCAACCCAGAUGUCUUCUCACCUGGUGUAACACAUCCAGACCCUCAGGGUGACCAGUUCAGGAAACAGAAGCAGUUAGUGAAGGAUGCUGCCGCUUUCCUGGUUUCUCAUCAGAUAGGCGGAUUUGUGAAGGACUGCUUAGAACAUUCCAUCACGGCCAUAGAUGGGCAGUCACUGUGUGAGGCGUUACAUGACAGGGGCAUCAACAUGAGAUACCUUGGCAAGGUGGCAGACCUUUUGUCACAGCACAACCUUCUGGAACACAUUCAUAGGAUAUCGGUGUCUGAGAUGAUCUGCCGCGCUGCUAAGCACCAGUUCAAGUCGUACAUGCAGGGAGUGGAGAUGUUGUGUCUUUCUGCUGCAGUCUCACACUUCCUCAACUGUCUCCUCUCAACCUUCUCCAACCCACACCCUCAACUACCCGAGGACUUUGGGCUCAACAUGAACAAAAAGAAGAAGAACAAGAAGAGGUCGAGGCAUUACCCUAUAGCAAACCAUGUUGACAGAGAAUGGGCUAGCCUGACUCCCCAGGACAUGUGGUCCAACAUCAAGGCAGAAGUCAAGGAGUAUUUUGACUUCAACCUCACCUGUGACAGCAGUGAUUCAGCAGUGGAGACCUACGGCCUCCAGAAGACCUCCCUCCUGCGGGAGAUCUGUAUCAAGUGUGGAGUGCAGGUACUGCUGAGGGAGUACAACUUCGACUCCAAGCACAGGGCCACCUUCACGGAGGAGGAUAUCAUCAACAUCUUCCCCAUUGUCAAACAUGUCAAUCCCAAGGCCACAGAUGCCUAUCACUUCUUCCAGAGUGGCCAAGUCAAGAUUCAACAAGGGUUCCUGAAGGAAGGUUUUGAGUUGAUUAACGAGGCGCUGAACCUGUUUAACAACGUGUACGGCGCCAUGCACCCCGAGAUCGCCGCCUGCCUGCGUACACUGGCCAGGCUCAACUACAUCCUCGGCGACCCGGUAGAGGCCUUGAAUAACCAGCAGAAGGCAGUCCUGAUGAGUGAGAGGGUCCUGGGUAUCGACCACCCCAACACUAUCACUGAAUAUGUGCACCUGGCGUUGUACUGCUUCGCUAACCAGCAGGUGUCGGCUGCCCUGCGGCUGAUGUACCGCGCACGUUACCUCGCACUAGUGGUGUUUGGGGAGGACCAUCCAGAGAUGGCGCUGUAUGAUAGCAACAUCGGUCUGAUUCUGCACGGUGUGGGGGAGAUCGACCUGUCACUACGUUUCCUUGACAACGCCCUUGAGCUGAACAGGAAGUACCAUGGCCAGCGGAGCCUCAAGGUUGCGCUGAAUCACCACCUGCUGGCGCGAGCCUUCUCCUGUAAGGGCGACUUCCGCGCUGCGCUCAUGCACGAGAGGGAGACAUACACCAUCUACAAGAGCCAGCUGGGAGAGCAGCAUGAGAAGACAAAGGACAGUUCCGAGUGUCUGAAGCACCUCACGCAGCAGGCAGUGGUACUGCAGCGCACGAUGAAUGAGAUUUACAAGAGUGGUUCACAGGCAACCAUCCCUCCACUUCAGAUUUCCCCACCUUCUGCCAGCAGUGUUCUGGAGCUGAUCAACAUCAUCAACGGCAUCGUGUUCCUCCCUCUCAGUCAAAAGGACCUAGACAGACUGCAGCAGAGGCAACAAGUGCUGGGCAACCUCGCUGAGAACAAAGUAAAGGACAUGCCGACCAUCAAGGAGGCAGGUGACCAGGAAUCGUCCGCACCAAAAGUUCCAGAGGAGGACGACUCUAAAGCGACGAAAGCUGACACCGCAGAAGCCGACGACGGAGCAGCAAGAUAGAACUUAGCAUAAACUAGGACCGUAUUUUUUGUCAAAGGGGUCUUUCCUCAUCAUUCUAGUGAUGAAUGCAGCAGGUUACAUCCACGAUUGUUCAGCAAAAGAAGUUGCAAACGAGAUGGAGUGAUUUUGAUUGUCACAGACCAAGUGUGUUUCCUUUACAAGAGGAAGAAGGCACUAUUUGGCUACACUCCAGUGGUGUUGCCAAAAAAACAGGCUAAGAGGUUAAAGCUGAGAUGCAGUGUUGAAGUAACUAACAGAGAUCAUUGUCUUGUGUAGAAAAUUAUAUGUAUUUGUUGCCGAAACUUUAUUGCACAAAUUCCCCUUCCAAUUUAUUGUGUUGAAUUGAAGAUACAAAGAUGAUAUGUUGUUCUUCCAAAUGUCUGUUUUGAAAACCUCAGCAAUGAACUGGUACAAGAUUUGAAAAAAAAAGAUUGAGUGUUACAUUUAAUGAUGUACAAGUGAGUAACAAAGUGUGUCCAUGACAAGCAAGGUUAUAUAAUGUACUACAUGUAGGUACUGUUACUGUGUAGAAGAGCUGUUUAAGUGGUGGGUGCAAAAAUGUUGUCUUCCAUGCUCGCAACCUUGCAAGCGUUAUUACAUAUUCCUUGAAUUUUUAGACCAUUUUCAGUGUAAUUCUGCCAUUAUCACAAAAGUGUUACCUGAAAUGAAGAAUUUUAGGACAAUACAUGAAGGAAGCUGCUUCAGAAUUUGAUUCACAUAGACCGGGUGUUUCAGUAUGACUGAAAUGAGAUAUGAAUUCUUUACUGCGGGUCCAAAAAACACUGCCUCAAUGUGAUUUCUGUCAAGGAAUUUUUCUUCAUUCUGUUUGAAACAUGUUCACUCAAAAGGUACUAAUGUUAAAAGAAACAUAAGCAACAGUGCUAUAACAGUGGGAUGCUUUGGACAUUCUAUAUGAUUGUGAACAGAGUAAAUAGUAUGUAAUGUGCUACGUACAUGUAGCUUUGGGAAAAUGUUAGGGAGUUCUUUCUGACCACUAGCUGACUGAAGUAAGCCACAUGUGUUUGAGCCUCGCUGCUAGAUGAAAGAAAAUGUGUAGAUUUGUAGA